GUAGGGAACGUCCCGUACGAUGCCACCGAGGAGAGACUCGCGGACAUCUUCUCCGAGGUCGGCCCCGUGCAUCAGCUCGUGACCGAUCGCGAUACGGGCAAGCUCAAAGGCUACGGCUUCGCGGAGUUCAUGGACCUCGCGACCGCGCAGUCCGCGAAGAGAAACUUGAACGGCAGGGACUACAACGGACGCGCGCUGCGCGUGGAAUUCCAGGACGGCGAGGACGGCGCCCCACCCGCGAAGAAGCCCGAUCGCGGCGCCCCCCCCGCGACCGCGAUCGCCGCGAGCGGCGUCGCCGCCGGCUCGGGAUUGGACGCCAUCACCGCGCGCAUCGCGGAGAUGUCCCCCGCGCAGCUCUUCAACGUGUUCAACCAGCUCAAGGCGCAGAUCCAGUCGAACCAGUCGCAGACGCGGCAGAUGCUCGUGCAGAACCCGCAGCUCACGUUCGCGCUGUUUCAGGCGCAGCUCACGCUCGGGAUGGCGAAGCCGCCCGUC
Messenger RNA from Micromonas pusilla CCMP1545, 495 nucleotides. RefSeq lists its product as uncharacterized. The annotation marks the transcript as partial. Gene Ontology annotation, molecular function: mRNA binding. The record is from RefSeq and is a predicted model, not a curated record. Gene Ontology annotation, cellular component: mRNA cleavage and polyadenylation specificity factor complex. Lineage: Eukaryota; Viridiplantae; Chlorophyta; Mamiellophyceae; Mamiellales; Mamiellaceae. The transcript has 4 exons.